Molecule: messenger RNA, 3794 nt
Organism: Pecten maximus
Lineage: Eukaryota; Metazoa; Mollusca; Bivalvia; Pectinida; Pectinidae
Product: homeobox protein Hox-A7-like
Exons: 2
Coding region: 97-1041 (314 amino acids)
Biological process (GO): regulation of transcription by RNA polymerase II; anterior/posterior pattern specification
Cellular component (GO): nucleus
Molecular function (GO): DNA-binding transcription factor activity, RNA polymerase II-specific; RNA polymerase II cis-regulatory region sequence-specific DNA binding
Source: RefSeq, a predicted model, not a curated record
CGACGUAAGCGAUGGAUGUCCACAAAUCACUAGGUACGGUACAGAGUAUAGGUCAUGUUGUGAGAAAAUAGCAAAAACGGCAAUAUAUUCUCAAAAAUGAAUUCGUACUAUCCAGCAUCGUUUUUUGCACAGUACUCUUCGGAAAAUUCACAUAUUCCUCACAAUGUUGGUUACUCAUCAAACAAUUUUGGAUUACUAGCAUCACGUUUUGCCGAUCAAAUUUCGGCAUAUCACAACAGUAGUUUCGAUCCUCAUCGUGCCACUCUUCCUAAUGGAUACUCACCUCACCACCAAUCCACGGACGGUUCCCAUUACCCGUCCCGGGACGGAUCGGGUGGGGGAACAGGGUCAGGCGGUGGAGGGGGAGCGACGGAACAACCUGGGCACGGAGUAGGACACGGCCACGGGACAACACCCCCGGGCGGAGGGCGGAUACCGCCCUACCCUCAACCAGCCCCGGCACACCAGGGCUCUGAGGACUCGUCUUUGCAUAGGUCGUACAGUUCGUGUAGUACAGACAAUUGGAGUCCCCCUCCGCACGGGGGGAUACAGAGCAGCUCUCCGGACUCCGUACAUAAUAACCAGACACAUAGUCCCUACUCUGGCCUGGACGCUCCCACCAACUGUCAGUCUAUGUUGCUACAAAAACACAUGAAGUCGGACCAAGGCAUAAAUUCGGGAUCUGAAGCAAGCCCCUCAACGCCUUUUUACCCCUGGAUGGGGAUUGUUGGUCCCAAUUCUGCUCAUAGAAGGAGAGGACGUCAAACAUACAGUCGAUACCAAACGCUCGAACUGGAGAAAGAGUUUCAAUUCAACCAUUACCUUACACGAAAAAGGCGCAUAGAGGUCGCCCACUCAUUAUGUCUUACAGAGAGACAAAUCAAGAUCUGGUUUCAAAACAGACGCAUGAAAUUAAAAAAGGAAAAAAUGGCUAUUAAAGAACUAAAUGAAGGCAUCCCGUGCGAUUUGGACACGAAAAAAUCAGACUUUAAGGAGACAGAAGAAAAAAGCGACGGGAUAGCUAGUGAUGAUUCCCCAUAAUCCUUGUUAACUAAAGCGAGAAUCUUCGGCAACGAGAAUUAUUAUACAAAUACUAUUUGUCAUAUUUCCUUUGCGCCAGGAGCGUAAAACACGGGUUUUGAAUCAUCGUCAACUCUUGCCGAGUACAUGAUCUGCAUUCUUUUUCGUCAUGAACAUGUUGUGCGUUGUUUAAUUUAUUCUAAGAAGAAUGUACGAGUGUGUAUCGUGUCUGUAAGAUUAUGACGACUGAUCGGACUCGAUAUAUAUGAGAAUGUGCCAUAUUGUAGACCAUCUGAUACAUUAUUUCGUUAAACUGAUCUUUCUUUCUAACUGAGACAUACAUACUAUUUGAUAUGUAUAUAUAUGUCGUCUCUGGCUGUAUGUACGGUUGGAUAUAACUCGGUCAUGUAUAUAAUGGCCAACUCGCGGGUUCGGACAAGUGUAAUUUACUGCUUCGCGAGUUCCCAUCAUGAUAAGUAUGUAUUUGUGUUAUAUGGGGGUCAUUGAGUACAGUUCAGUCUUUUUUAUGGAUAUUGAAAUUUGAGAGGCUACUACAUUUCAUAAAAUUACUGCCGGAAAUCGAUAACCGACUUAUACAAAGAAACAUGAAUAUAAAUUUUAAUACAUACGAAUAUGAUAUAAAUUGUAAAUAUGUAAACAACAUGGCCAAAUUGUUAGAUAUGUGCAAUGUCGUUUAUUGCUAGCAAGUGUCUUGAUGACACUACUACACAUUGGGUGCGCCUAGUAUUGUCUAUACAUAUCCCGUGUUGUCCCUGGUACUCAAGGUUGAGAACUGCUGAAACCUAGCAACCGUGCUGAAUCUUAGGGUGUGUCCUGGCUGAUUGGUCCGCGACCUCAUGGCAGCAACAAUAAAUAUGUCAAAUUCGCGGGCAAAGAUAACCUGAAAUUGCUUCAAAAUGACUCGGUAUCUCUGAUGAGAUUAUGUGCAUGCCAUAUUGCACUCUAACGUCUAUACUUCGUUCCAGGAAGAUUUUUUAUAGAUUCUGUAACGCAAAAGAUAUAAAACGAUCAGAAGUUGUCAAAUAAUAAUACACUAUUUUCUCAUGAUAUAAUAUAAUGUAAAAUACACAUCUAGGGUAAAAAAAGUACUAAAUAUCAUUGAUGGAAAAGUACACAUCAAUUUAUGUGUAAUGCAUUUCUUGUUAACGGUUUGUAUUGAACCGGGAAAAACGUGUAUAAUUAUAGAAGAAUAAGAAAAGAAAGCUUUGGCAGGGAAUAUUUCCAAUUCAAAUGUGUUUUUAUAAAACGAAUAUUAUCGCUUUUGUAAUUGUAUAGGACCGAUAAUCGAUUUACUUUGAUAUUCAUGUACAAUAUAAAUAAGUUCUUCUUGUGAGUAAUUGUUAUCCGAUAUCCGAUUUGAACAUGCAAACGUAGACAAUCUAGUGUGAGAAAUGACCCUGACAUGCCAUAUCGCUAUACACGAACAUAAUAUUCCUGAUGGUGUUGUUCGUGAAUCGUGUUGACUUUUCGAUAUAAAGGGUAAAAUGUAUGUUUUUAGCAAUUUGUAUACCAGACAUAGAUAUGUGUUAGUAUGUAAAUAAAUAUGUGUAUUAUAAAUGACGUAAGGGUAAUGUUAGCAUUUUCACAGGUUCUUCAGAUUCAUGUUUCGUCAUCUGUAUUUGUUACUAUAUUUUAAAAUAUAAUUUUACAUAAUUUCUAUUGUUAUAACGUAAUCACACACUGAGCAUAAUUGAUAUUAUCACAUUUAUUUUACCUUAUUCGAUCACUGUGUUUCAAAUAAAAUCUAUGUUUUUGUAAUGAUUUUUUUAUUAGACUAUGAAAGAUAAUUUGCAUUUCAUAAUGGAAUAUUAGGUAAAUAGAUUUACAUUUGUGUAGCUAUAUUUUUCGGAUUUCUUCAUGUUUCAACGUUUUCAAUGACCCAUGAGAAUUUUGACCUUUGACAUUCCUAUAGCAUAAUCCCUGCCCAAUGAAAACGCAUUAUGCACAUCCAUUCUAUGCUUCAAUUACAACAAAAGUGGUAAUUUAGUAUAUAUUUUUUCUUCUGUAACUUUUACAGCAAUUCUGCAUUCAAAUCUUUCUUUUUACACACCUCAGAUGUAAUCUAUGUAUAUGAGAUAUUUUAUUUUCUACUUAUUGACUAUAGCUUUGCGUAUUCCUAGAAUACAUCACUUUGUAUGUCUAUCUCUUAAGUGCUGAACUGUAUAUUUGUCCUGUAUUGUGUGCGAGAGAUGUUAGAGAAAGUGAGAGAUAUGAAUCAACCAUAGAUAUUAUUAGCGGAAAUACGUUUUUAAAAACGAAAAUAUCCAUAUAUAUGUAGUAUAUAUAAAAGUAAUCUAUGUAAUUAGUUUGUUGUUAAAAAUCACCUUUGCGUAUUAUUGAAUUCUGAAUAUUCAAAUCUUGCAAUCUCCCCUUUUUGUCUCAUGACAAGUUGUAUUUCAUGGUUUGUCUUCCUCCUUUUCGCUUUGGCUGUGGUUGUUGAGUGUACGUCACGGUGUCAUAUUGUCUUAUAGAUUUGUAAUAUUGUAGUGACGUCAUAUAUGACGUCAUUGAUACCAUUUCGAAUGAAGUCACAUGCUCAUUACACUAUGAAUGAAUCCUCAGUUACGUGCAUACCAAAAACGAGAUAUAGUAAGCGUGUAUUUUGUUUGUUAAACUACAAGAAACAGGUUUAAAGAUAUUUUAAAUCAACUGCCGUAUUGAUAGGUGCAUUUAAAAGAGAAAUGAUUUAAUUAGAAUCUAUUUUCCUUGUUGACUAUAAUUUGCUGUAUGAAAUAAAAAUGACAAAUACUUCA